This is a messenger RNA of Limanda limanda (common dab), 1172 nucleotides long. It is a transcript of the gene tvp23b, whose product is annotated as trans-golgi network vesicle protein 23 homolog B (S. cerevisiae). NCBI's taxonomy places the organism in Eukaryota, Metazoa, Chordata, Actinopteri, Pleuronectiformes, Pleuronectidae. Bases 61 to 666 code for a protein of 201 amino acids. The record is from RefSeq and is a predicted model, not a curated record. Gene Ontology annotation, biological process: protein secretion; vesicle-mediated transport. The transcript is spliced from 7 exons. Gene Ontology annotation, cellular component: Golgi membrane.
GGCCUGUGCAGUGACGUGUGAGUAUGUAGCCGGAAGCAGGAAGAGACUUCACGUUUCAACAUGAUAACAGAUGACGCCAACGAUGAGGACGUCUCUCUGUUCGACGCAGAGGAGGACGCAGGGAAAAGGUCCAAGAAGUCGACUAUUAAGCAUCCGGUGGCGUGCUUCUUCCACCUUUUCUUCAGGGUGAGCUCGGUCAUCAUCUACCUGCUCUGUGGGCACAUCAGUAGUAGUUUCAUCGCCUGCAUGGUGUCAAUCAUCCUGAUGCUGUCAUGUGACUUCUGGACAGUGAAGAACAUCACUGGGAGGUUGAUGGUUGGUCUCAGGUGGUGGAACCAGGUGGACGACGAUGGACAGAGCCACUGGGUGUUUGAGUCCAGGAAGGCUACCGGGAAACAACACGCGUCAGAUUCUGAGUCUCGGAUCUUCUGGCUCGGGCUGAUUGUUUGUCCCGUCCUCUGGGUCGUCUUCUCCUUCUUCACCCUCUUUUCUUUCAGUAUUAAAUGGCUGCCUGUCGUGAUCAUGGGCGUCGUGUUACAAGGGGCCAACCUGUACGGAUACGUGCGGUGUAAAGUCGGAGGAAAGACCAACUUAAAGAACAUGGCGACCAAUUACUUCGGGCGACAGUUCCUCAAACAGGCGCUGUCUAAAGAAGAGGAAUCGUAGUGUGAAGCUUCGCGAUUUGACAUGUUUGCAUUAUUCUUAAUGCUGUGCUGUAUAUUCUUUUUGCAACUUGAACUGAACACGACAGACUGACUUUUUCUUUUUCUCUUUUCGAUAUAAUGUUGGACUCAAUUGGUCCCGACAGAGAGUUUCCACAGGGAGGUCAGAGGUCAGGUCGCUGUUUUCCUUCAGCAAUAAACCCUCAAAGGCUUCCAACGAUAUUUUAGUGUAAACGCAUGAAAAGGAGAAAGUGCUUUAAAUGUUGAUCUGUAGUUGGAUGUGUCGUUUAGUCUCAGAUAUUUAAUUUGUUUUCAUUACGUCUUAACUUUAAUCUUUAUAACACUAGUGAAAUAUAUAGUUUUUGAGGGGUUGUGUACAAACUUUAUUUGUUUGUAUAACAGACAUGGUUGUAAAGUAACAGUGUAAAAUGUUCCAGGACAUUUCUAAACAUGAAUGUAAAGAAAAUUUGAGAAAACAUCUUCUUUUGUGCAAAUAAAUUUUUAACAUUU